This is a messenger RNA of Cyphellophora attinorum, 1641 nucleotides long. RefSeq lists its product as uncharacterized. Bases 1 to 1641 code for a protein of 546 amino acids. The transcript is spliced from 4 exons. NCBI's taxonomy places the organism in Eukaryota, Fungi, Ascomycota, Eurotiomycetes, Chaetothyriales, Cyphellophoraceae. The record is from RefSeq and is a predicted model, not a curated record.
AUGAAUACCUGGCCUAUUUCGCCAACCGAAGCCACAAGCGAGGAUUUACCUGACGCUAGCACCUCGACACAGACGACCCGCGACAACGUCAACGAACAGCGUGCGCGCUCUCCGAGUUCGUCGGCGACCUCCAGUUCCUACGAAAUGCAUGAUGCACUUCCAAUCCGCCUACAACGCCUGCUUGACGAGAUUGAUGACGAAGAUCAAUACAAAGACAACAUCUUUCUGGCAGAGCGAGAAGCUUACCUCAAUCAUCGCAAUAACGCCAAGUUCGAGUACAUAAUAGUGGACGGAUCCAAGCAGAUCAAGCUCAAGACUAGGUACUACCACAACGUGGGCAAGUGUAAGUCUGGUCGAGCAGGCGGAGUAGUCAUUGGUACUGGGGGCCCGUUGUCGCACUGGACAAUCAUGGCACGGCAUGCAUCGCACACGCCAGAAAAUUUCCACACAUGGAAUGGUGUCCACAUUGGCUACAGUGCGGGGUGUCCUGUCACGAAACAAGCUGGCACUCCCAACCGACCAAAGACCAAGAAGCGGGCAAGACAACCCAGUCUAUCAGACACCUCCAGUGCUUUCUCGGACCCAAUAAGGCACUCCAAACCAGCGAAGACAUCUAGCUCUGCCUACAAGACCCUGAUGACUCCAGUCUUCAAAGAUCUCUGCAGCGACCAUCCACAUCUGCAGGGAGAGGUACAAAAGAUCGCUGCGAGUCCCAAAGACUGGAUGAAGCGCAUACUCUUCCGUAAGCAGCACAUGACGGGUCCUAGUGAAACAGGAUCGGGGCUGGACCCACCUAUGCAGUACUUCCAGGCAAGUACGGCCAAUCCAUCAAAGCCGCUGAAAAAGUCACCAUACAAUGACGCCUUCAAGAUCAUCAAGUGCGGCAUGGGUAGAGAAUACAAUGCCCUGGCAGCAGUUCGCGCUCAGCAACAGCCUGUACCGUCUGAUCAAAACUUCGGAAUCGAGCAGUCCCACGCCUCUGUAAUGUCAUCGCCAGCCGAGCCAGUACCGCCUCUUUCGGAAACCCCUUCCUCGCCAUCUGCCUCCUGUCCGCCACAGGCUCGACCACCAAUCAUGCAGGCCGCUGCGGCGUAUCUUGGACCCCAUACCAUCGCUACUGGUCACCAGUCAGGACCCUCAAACCGUCCACCUUCGUCCGCCGUUGGCAAUGAAUCACCCGCUGCCAGCACCACACGGUGUUCGACCUGGCGAGGGAUCAUAGUCGAAAUGCGCGCAUACCCAGGAGAUCCGCGCCGAAGACUAGACUGGGACUUGCUACUUCACGAAGAUUUCACCGCAGCCUGGCAGAAGCAUUGGACUUUCCCAUUACCGAAUGGUGGGGAGAUCAUUGGGCCGCUGACAGUCGAUCUGGAAGCCAAGAACCGCAACGGCAGCGCCAUUGUCGACGAAAGCGGAGUUAUCGACGGAUACUGGCCUGAUUGGCACGGGCUAGUGGAGGAGAUCAAGCGAAAGAUCGAUGGGCUGUUGAGGGCUUGCAGCAUUGGGCUAGAAGACUUGAUGGGACCUGCUGGAGGCAUCGGGUCUGUCAGUGGCAAGCACGGCAAGCAGACGCAGUUUGCGGACGACGACGACGACGACGAUGUCGCCUAUGUCUUGGUCAUCAUGCGGCGACGGGAGUAA